AUGCGGCAGCCGCCCGUCACCGUCCUGUACGGCAGCCAGACGGGGACCGCCCAGGAAAUCGCACAGAACAUUGGUGGCCGGGCUCGGGAGCUGGGCCUUGUUGCAAAGGUGGCGGCGCUGGACGAGUUUGGUCUGGACGCCCUCACGCCAGCAACCGUGCCCGUCCUCGUCCUCGUCUCAUCCUCCACCGGCGAUGGCGACCCCCCUGACAAUGCUGCCCGCUUCUAUGGCCAGAUCAAGAAGCGCGGGCAGCAACCCGACCGCCUCAAGGGCAUGACCUUCACGGUGCUGGGCCUGGGCGACUCCAACUACACCCAGUUCUGCCGCGUGCCGCGCGCGCUGCGGUCCCAGGUCCUGGCCCUGGGGGCGGGGGAGUUUCAUCCCGGCAAGGACGCGGACGAGGUGGAUGGGCUGGAGGAUGUCGUGGAGGCAUGGCUGGACCAGAUGCUGCCGGCGCUGAAGCGCGCAUGCCUGCCCACAGUCGCCGCAGAGGCGGCGUCAGAGGGGCUCAAGGAGCCGGUACCCCCCGAGCACGCCGCCAGCACCAAGCCGGUGCCCCUGCCCGAGUGCCGCAUCGAGGUGGAGUGGCUGACUGACCGCAGUGCCACGCAGGCCGUGCUCGACAAGGAAGCCGCUGGGGCCACGGCAGAGGAGGUGGGCCACCGCGACCCAGAGGGACUCUACUCCCCGGAGCAGCCCUUCCACGCCCCGCUCAUCGCGGCGCGGUGGCUCACCACGAGCGCCGCUGGUGACAGGAGGGUCCUGCACUGCGAGCUGGGGGUGGAGGGGUCGGGUGCCAGGACCCACCCCGGCGACUCGCUGGGCGUCAAGCCGGCCAACCCCCCCGCGCUGGUCUCUGCGCUGGCAGCCCGGCUGGGCCUGGAGGCGUCGGCGGUGUUCGACGUUCGGCCCAGGCCGGGAGUUGCGACGCAGCACCUCCUCCCCCACCUGCACACGCCGUGCUCCAUCGGCCAUGCCCUCACGGAGUCUGUGGACAUCGCAGCCCCGCCGCGCAAGUCGCUGCUGCGGCUGCUGGCGGAGCACUGCGCUGGUGAGGAGGCCCGGCAGACCCUGCUGCGCUGGACGUCUCGAGCCGGUCGCGACGAGUAUGCCAAGGAGGUUCUGGAGGGGCGGCCCUCGCUGCUGGACCUGCUGACGCGGUUCGACUCCCGCCCUCCCCUUGCGCCAUUGCUGGAUGCGCUGCCGGCCCUGGUCCCACGCCUCUACUCCAUCGCCAAUGCGGCGGUUGCGCAGCCCGGCAAGGUUGCCAUGGCCCUCUCGAUCGUGCGGUUCACCAAGGCGUGCGGCACGGAGCAUGAGGGCGUGGCUACUACCUGGCUGGAAAGGACGGCGGCUCCCCUGUUGCAGGGCAGUUGGAAAGGCACGGAGGGCCCCACACCCGCCGUCCCACGCAUCCCCAUCUACUUCCGCAGCGGGUUCCUACAAGACAGGAGACACCGGCUGGCGGCUGCUGCCCCCGGGUUCGAGGCAGGCCCAUCCUGGCUCUUCUUUGGGUGCCGCCACCCAGACCAGGAUUACCUCUACAAGCAGGAGCUGGAGGAGUUUGAGGCCGAUGGCACCCUCUCCCGGCUCAGCGUGGCCUUCUCGCGCCAACAGGCACGCAAGGUGUACGUCCAGCACCUGGUGGAGAGGCACGCCCACGAGCUAGCCGCCCUGCUGGCGCAUCCGGCGGCCUCGAUCUUCGUCUGCGGCGACGGCGCGAGCAUGGCCACCGGGGUCAACGAGGCCCUGGCCCGCGUGCUGACUGGGCCGGGGGCCUUUGCAUCGGGCGCGGACUGGAAGGCGGGUGCUGCGGCGCUGGCCGCCAUGGCGCGGGAGGGGCGGUACGUGCGCGACAUCUGGAGCUGA
Auxenochlorella protothecoides is the source of this 1869-nucleotide messenger RNA. Its product is annotated as Methionine synthase reductase. Lineage: Eukaryota; Viridiplantae; Chlorophyta; Trebouxiophyceae; Chlorellales; Chlorellaceae. Gene Ontology annotation, molecular function: flavin adenine dinucleotide binding; FMN binding; [methionine synthase] reductase (NADPH) activity. The record is from RefSeq and is a predicted model, not a curated record. Gene Ontology annotation, cellular component: cytosol. The transcript has 11 exons. The coding region runs from base 1 to 1869 and encodes 622 amino acids. Gene Ontology annotation, biological process: homocysteine metabolic process.